CUGGGCUCGGGCAGCCUGACGUCACACCGCACCCCGAGGUAUUUACCUUCGAAAAGUGGUGGCGGCUGCAGUCUGGCUCAGGCCCUGUGCCCCUGAAGACAUGGAGUUUGUGUCUGGAUACCGGGAUGAAUUCCUUGAUUUUGCUGCCCUCCUCUUUGGCUGGUUCCACAAGUUCGUGGCAGAGCGCGGGGCUGUAGGGACCAGCCUUGAGGGUCGCUGGCGGCAGCUGGAGGCUCAGAUCAGAAGGUUGCCCCAGGACCCGGCCCUUUGGGUGCUCCACGUCUUGCCCAACAGCAGUGUGGGCAUCAGCCUGGGGCAAGGGGCAGAGCCAGGCCCUGGACCAGGCCUGGGGGCUGCCCGGCUGCUGGGAGAUGAGCCCCCACUCCACCUGCGAGACCUAAGUCCCUACGUCAGCUUUGUCAGCCUGGAGGAAGGGGAGCAAGGAGAGGAGGAGGAGGAGGAGGAGGAAGAAGAAGAGAAUGGAAAGGAGGAGGGUGCCGGCACCAAAAAGGUAGAAACGGACGAGGAUGGGGAGCCGGCCCCUGGCAGCAGGGAGCCCCCCCGGGAAGCCACCCCUCCAGGGGAGCCAGAGGAGGCCGAGCAGGAGGCUGGAGGUGGCGAGGAUGGCAAAGAAGACAGGGCAGAAGACGGGCCGGGGCCUGAGAGGAGGACGGGGCGGAGAGGUGGUGCUGCCCCCUUGCACCUUUCCUGUCUCCUACUGGUGACGGAUGAACAUGGCAUCAUCCUGGGCAUUGACCUGCUGAUGGAAGGAGCACAGGGGAGCACCAGCAGGGGCUCAGGGGCUGAGAACCUGGCUCCUCGAGCCUAUGCUCUCCUCUGCCACAGCAUGGUCUGCCCCAUGGGCUCCGGAGAUCCCCGAAAGCCCCGACAGCUUACUGUGGGAGAUGCCCAGCUGCAUUGGGAGCUGGAGAGUCUGGUCCCAAGGCUGGGAGUGAAGUUAUCCAAGACCCCGAUGCGGACAUGGGGUCCCCGGCCAGGCUUCACCUUUGCCUCCCUUCGGGCUCGAACCUGCCAUGUUUGUCACAGGCACAGCUUUGAAGUGAAACUGACACCCUGCCCCCAGUGCGGUGCUGUCUUGUACUGUGGAGAGGCUUGUCUCCGUGCGGACUGGAAGCGAUGCCCAGAUGACGUAAGCCACCAAUUUUGGUGCCCAAGGCUUGCAGCCUUCAUGGAGCGGGCUGGAGAACUGGCAACCCUGCCUUUUACCUACACCGCAGAGGUGACCAGUGAAACCUUUAACAAGGAGGCCUUCCUGGCCUCCCGCGGCCUCACUCGUGGCUAUUGGACCCAGCUCAGCAUGCUGAUUCCAGGCCCUGGCGCCCCCAGGCACCCAAGGGGCAGCACACCCUCCCUCAGCCUUCUUCUCCAUGGAGAUCCUUACCAGCCUCUCCAGGGGGAUGGGCCUGCUCUGAUGCCUCCAGUGCCCCCAGAUUCACCCAGGGGCCUCUUUGGCUCGUGGCAGGAUUACUACAUUUGGCGGGGCCUCAGCUUGGACUCCCCCAUGGCCGUGCUCCUCACCUACCCACUGACUGUGUACUACGUCAUCACCCACCUGGUGCCCCAAUCCUUCCCUGAGCUCAAUAUCCAGAACAAACAGUCACUGAAAAUCCACGUGGUGGAGGCCGGGAAGGAGUUUGACCUUGUCAUGGUGUUUUGGGUAAGUCCCUCCAGGCCUGAAGGGUGGGCAUCUGGGUAUGGAGGUGAACACAGGGUGGGAUCCAGAUUCGUCCUCUCUGCCCUUCAGGAACUCUUGGUCUUGCUCCCCCACGUGGCCCUGGAGCUGCAGUUUGUGGGUGAUGGCCUGCCCCCUGAAAGUGACCAGCAGCACUUUACUCUGCAGAGGGAUGGCCCUGAAGUAUCUGUCCGCCCUGCUUCUGGCAUAUCAGCACGGCUCAGCUCUGGGACUAAGGAGAAGGGGGGCCGCAGAGACCUGCAGAUCAAGGUGUCUGCAAGGCCCUACCACCUGCUCCAGGGGCCCAAGCCUGACUUGGUCAUCGGAUUUAACUCUGGCUUUGGACUAAAGGACACUUGGCUGAGCUCGCUGCCCCGGUUACAGUCCCUCCGAGUGCCGGCGUUCUUCACCGAGAGCAGCGAGUAUGGCUGUGUGAUGGACGACCAGACCAUGGCGGUGGCCACAGGAGGGGGGACCAGCCCUCCACAGCCCAACCCUUUCCGCUCCCCGUUUCGCCUCAGAGCGGCAGACAAUUGCAUGCCCUGGUACUGCAACGCUUUCAUCUUCCACUUGGUCUACAAGCCCUCGCACGGUAGCGGGGCCCGCCCGGCGCCCGGGCCGGUGACUCCGGCCCCAACUCCUACAGCCCCUCCCGCCCCCGCCCGUAGGCGCCGAGGAGAAAAGAAACCUGGGCGGGGGUCCCGCCGGCGCAGGUGA
Molecule: messenger RNA, 2410 nt
Organism: Budorcas taxicolor (takin)
Lineage: Eukaryota; Metazoa; Chordata; Mammalia; Artiodactyla; Bovidae
Gene: ZMYND15
Product: zinc finger MYND-type containing 15
Exons: 13
Coding region: 101-2410 (769 amino acids)
Biological process (GO): negative regulation of DNA-templated transcription; spermatid development
Molecular function (GO): histone deacetylase binding
Source: RefSeq, a predicted model, not a curated record